Molecule: messenger RNA, 2629 nt
Organism: Salmo salar (Atlantic salmon)
Lineage: Eukaryota; Metazoa; Chordata; Actinopteri; Salmoniformes; Salmonidae
Product: phosphoglucomutase-like protein 5
Biological process (GO): striated muscle tissue development; carbohydrate metabolic process; myofibril assembly
Cellular component (GO): cytosol; cell-substrate junction; sarcolemma
Molecular function (GO): phosphoglucomutase activity; magnesium ion binding
Source: RefSeq, a predicted model, not a curated record
GAGGCGCAGCUGAUUGUAGGGGCUUUUGGCCCUCCUUGAUUUUGGCAGGCGCUUGUCCUUGUGGAAAGUCGGACUUAUUUGGAAAAGAGGGAGUUGCCAGGCGGAAGAGAACACUUGGCUUAACAUUACAGUAGCCUACUUGAACUUUAAAAUCCGAAGCUCUCGCUGUAAGUUUACUGUAGGCAUGUGUUAAAAGUACAGUAUAACUAGCCUAUCUAAAACCGAGCUGACAAGACAAGGAAUUUGUUGACGGGAAGUUAGCCUAUCAGCAUAAUAGCCAUCCCUCAGGAAAGCGCUGGAGUGCUGUCAUUGCGUCAGCGCACUUUUCCCCUCGCAAUUGCUGGGCCUACUUCUGGAGGACUAGAGCGGACAUCACUGGACCUCACAUCACCUCUCUAACACCGUCCGUCUCCACAGCAUAUGUUUGGCUCUCCACCUCUAUCCGGCAGACAGUAAGGCUUCUGACCUGCAAUUUCUGUGACAGACAUUGCGGCGUCCCCAGUAUAGCCAGCUGAAGCGUCCCUCCCAGUGUGUACUUGUGAGGAGGAUGGAGACGAACCCCAUUCCCGUGGUAACGGUCCAAACGAGCCCGUUCGAUGACCAGCGGCCCGGUACCAACGGGCUGCGGCGGAAGACGGAGGUGUUCGAGGGCAAGAAGAACUACCUGCAGAACUACAUCCAGAGCUUACUGUCGUCCAUCGACCUGAGGGACCGCCAGGGAUGUACCAUGGUGGUGGGCAGCGACGGACGCUACUUCAGCCGAGCAGCCACCGAGGUUAUUGUGCAGAUGGCCGCCGCCAACGGGAUUGGCCGUCUGGUGAUUGGCCACAAUGGCCUCCUGUCCACCCCUGCUGUGUCCUGCAUCAUCAGGAAGAUCAAGGCCAUUGGUGGAAUCAUCCUGACAGCCAGUCACAACCCAGGAGGCCCCGGAGGAGACUUUGGGGUCAAAUUCAACGUGGCCAAUGGAGGCCCGUCUCCGGACACAGUGAUGGAGAAGAUUGCCCAGGUGAGCAGGACCCUGGAGGAGUACACCAUCUGUCCUGACCUCCGCAUUGACCUGGCCAGACUGGGACGCCACGACUUUGACCUGGAGAACAAGUUCAAACCCUUCAGAGUUGAGAUAGUGGACUCAGUGGAUGUCUACCUCAACAUGCUGAGAACCAUCUUUGACUUCAGCGCCAUCAAGAGCCUUCUGACAGGACCUGAACAGCUGAAGAUACGCGUAGACGCCAUGAAUGGAGUGAUGGGUCCGUAUGUGCGGCGUAUUCUGUGUGAUGAGCUGGGGGCUCCUGCCAACGCUGCCGUCAACUGUGUCCCCCUGGAGGACUUUGGGGGCCGGCCUCCAGAGCCCAGCCUCACAUAUGCAGCCCCAUUGGUCGAUGCCAUGAAGGGUGGAGACUUUGGUUUCGGAGCUGCGCUCGAUGCAGACGGGGACCGGUAUAUGAUCUUGGGUGAGAAUGGUUUCUUUGUGAACCCGUCAGACUCCUUGGCUGUCAUGGCUGCAAACCUCUCCUGCAUCCCCUACUUCAGACAGCUGGGGCUUAGGGGCUUCGCUAGGAGUAUGGCAACCAGCACUGCCCUAGACAGGGUGGCCAAAGCCCUGAAGGUGACGCUGUAUGAGACUCCUACAGGCUGGAGGUUCUUUGGGAACCUGAUGGACUCUGGGAGCUGCUCGCUCUGUGGAGAGGAGAGCUUCGGGACAAGUUCAGACCACAUCCGUGAGAAGGAUGGUCUGUGGUCGGUGCUGGUGUGGCUGUCCAUCAUGGCUGUCAGGAAACAGGGCGUGGAGGAAAUCGUCAAGGACCACUGGGCCAAGCUCGGACGCAACUACUUCUGCAGGUUUGACUAUGAAGGCGUGGACCCCAGAGCUGCAUUCUACCUGAUGAGAGACUUGGAGGGGGUGAUCACAGACAAGGCCUUUCUAACCCAGAAGUUUGCUGUGGGGACUAAUGUCUACUGUGUGGAGCGGGCUGAUAACUUUGAGUACAUCGACCCUGUGGACGGAACCGUGGUCCGCAACCAGGGUCUACGGAUCGUCUUCACAGAUGCAUCCCGUCUGGUCUUCCGUCUGAGUGGGAGUGGGGGAGGGGCCGGGGCCACAGUCCGGAUCUACGCAGAGAGCUACGAGAGAGACCCUGAGAGACAUAACAGAGAAACUCAGGCGGUGCUGGGUCCCCUCAUCGCCAUUGCCCUGAAGAUCUCUGACAUCCACGAGAGGACAGGACACCGCGGCCCCACCGUCAUCACCUGAGCUCUGCUCCACUGCCCACACACACAUACCACCUGAGUGCUCCCCCCACAAACACACACACACCACCUGAGUGCUCCCCCCACAAACACACACAAACAUCUAUGGCCAAGUCCCUAAGGCCACACCAUCCUGCUUGUUGCCACACCUGGGGCCAAUAGUAAGCAAGAGCUACAUGUAUUCUCUCUCUCUCUCUCUCUCUCUCUCUCUCUCUCUCUCUCGCUCUCUCUCUCGCUCGCUCUCUCUCUCUCUCUCGCUCUCUCUCUCUCUCUCUCUCUCUCUCUCUCUCUCUCUCAGAAUGUAAGAUAUUAUGUAGUCUGCAAAGAAAAGAAGCAAACUGUUUCUUUCAGCGGUUGAUAAACAACAUUUGUUCAUAUAAGG